Messenger RNA from Meira miltonrushii, 731 nucleotides. Its product is annotated as putative QRI8-E2 ubiquitin-conjugating enzyme. Gene Ontology annotation, cellular component: endoplasmic reticulum; cytosol. NCBI's taxonomy places the organism in Eukaryota, Fungi, Basidiomycota, Exobasidiomycetes, Exobasidiales, Brachybasidiaceae. The record is from RefSeq and is a predicted model, not a curated record. Bases 1 to 519 code for a protein of 172 amino acids. The transcript is spliced from 3 exons.
AUGUUAUCCUCACGCGGUGCAUCUUCAGCAGCGAUAAAACGAUUAACAAUCGAAUAUAAACAACUUUCAUCCGAUCCAAAUAGUUUAUUUCCAGCAACUGGACCGAUUGAUGAAAGUAAUUAUUUGGUUUGGGAAGCUCUCGUUCCGGGACCUGAAGGUACCCCUUUUGAAGGAGGUGUAUUUACCGCCAAACUAACGUUUCCACCAACAUACCCACUCGAACCGCCAGUAAUGAAGUUUGAACCACCACUAUUUCAUCCUAAUGUUUAUCCAGACGGAACAGUAUGCAUUUCUAUCCUUCAUGCAGCAGGAGACGAUCCAAACAUGUACGAAUCUUCGUCAGAGAGAUGGUCACCGGUUCAAUCGAUCGAAAAAAUUCUUUUGAGCGUUUUGAGUAUGUUGGCAGAACCAAAUGUGGAAUCAGGAGCGAAUAUCGAUGCAUGCAAAUUAUGGAGAGAUAAUCGAGAACAAUACGAAGAAAGAAUUCGGGCAGACGUUAGACGUUCUUUGGGAUUGUGAUUGCGGGUCAUGGGUUUCUACUUGUAUUCAACUUAUCUUUCUACCUCGUCUUGCCCCUCGCUUUCUCAAUCAAGCAAUAUUCACAGCAAUUACUGUAUCACAAUACUACAUCUAUCCCAACUCUAUCAAUGUCACUAUAGAUUUACCCUCCCUUUUGCAUAUUUCAGUAUGAUGGUAAUUAUCGAAUCUUGUGUGAGUAUGCUACAAUAUGU